UCCCUGCCCCUCCCUCUACGGGCGGAGCCGCUUUAGGGCUAAGCAGGUGACUUUUUCCAUACACAGUCAACACCUUGACAGCGUAGAAGCCGCAGUUGGAAUUGCAGUGCACGAUUGGUCGAUAGCCUAUAUCAAAAAUGUCUCCGAAAAAUUUUAAGCUGACUUGUGAAGCUUUGAAUGAAGAGAAAACAUUUACCUCAGGAGAUACCAUCAGGGGCACGCUAACUUUCACUUUGACCGAAGACACCAAAGUGAAAAGUCUAGGUGUUAAAGUCAAAGGGUACGCGCACGUACACUGGACGGAGGGAGCUGGAGAUAGAAGGACUACAAAAUCUAAAAUCAAGGAGUACUUGAAAGUUAAACAAUCCAUUGUUGAAAAGAAUUCCGACGGCACUGUGCUUCCGAAAGGAGACCAUUGCCAUAAAUUCAGUCUCAACAUACCACUGAGUGACCUGCCGUCAUCCUUCAAGGACCUUCAUGGAAAGGUUGUCUACACACUAAUAGCAAGGAUGUCCAGGAGCUGGAAGAUGCCUUUGGUGGAAGAACAGGAGCUCAAAUUUCUGUCAAACUCCUUUGCAAACAUUGCCCAGUGCCCCGUCACUGCUUCAUUGGAAAAAGGAAAGGUCCAAAUGUCUGCUACUGUUGACAAAAGGAUUUGCUGUCCAGGUGACACUUUAUCUGUUGUUGCCAAAGUCUGCAAUUCCUCCUCCAAGAAAAUGAAGCCCAAAUUUAGCUUGAUGCAGAAAAUAGUCUACCGUGCCCAUGUCUCCACUAAGCACAGUUAUCGAACUUAUUGCAAAGAGGUUGGGGAAACUAUUGCAUCCGACUCAAACGAAACCGUCUCCUGCAAGCUGACCGUUCCUGUUGAUGCCGUAUACACCAUGAACAAUUGUGAAUUGAUCACAAAUGAAUAUUUUGUCCAGGUGUAUUUGGACAUCCGUUUUGCCAUUGAUCCAGAGGUAGUGCUUCCCGUGGUUGUUGUUCCUGCUAAAUGUGCUUCCCGUAAGCACGAUGAAUCUAUGGGUCCUUACCUAUCUGGGCCUGUUGGUGCCCCUGGUCACAGUGACUUCCCUCCUCCAGCCUUCCCUGUGGGACCUUAUCCUGUACCUGUAGGUCCAAGUGCUCCACUUCAGCCUGGUCAGACUCUGGGGCCCUACCCAGCUGGGGCUGUUGGUGCACAAGGUUACAGCAACUUCCCUCCCCCAGGACCUUAUUCUGCACCCACAGGCCCAGGCACUUAUGGAUAUCCAGCACCACAUCCCGCACAACCUGCCCCCACAACAUUUGGCUUUAAUAAUCAGUGGCCACAACAGGCUCCUCCUUAUGGUUAUCCAGCUGCAGCUUUCCCAACAUCUUCAGUGCAGCCCCAAGCCCCUGCUGCUCAGCCUCAGUUUCAGCAGGGAGAAACCCCUCCAACCUAUAUGUCCCUUUUCCCCCCUCCUACUUAAAAAGCACAGAUGAUAAAAACUGAACUACCUAAAGAAUGCUACACUGCUAUUGAAGGGGGCAUUGGAGCUACUGAAAAUGAACUAAAUGUUUAAUAUUGCUAUAGCUUAAACCGUUGUUUUCAUUUGCAUAUUUUAGGGUCAUAUACAGGAAAUAUUGAAGAUGUAUAGUGUUUAAGUUCUAUUGUGAUACCAUCGUGAUCUGUCUAUGUUCAUCAUUCAUCCAAGGGUUUUGUUAGGAUGAAGGAUUGAGAUAAGUAAAAACUUCACUUUGUACUUUUAAUUAAUAUGUUUAUGCACUCAUUCAUAUCCAUUCUACUAACUUUCUCUUAUACAUUUCUCCUAAACUAGAUCAUAGUGGAGGUCAAUGGAUUUUUUUUUAAACAGUUAACCUCACCACAAUCAAGCACAGAGAAAGGGAACAUAUUUUCUUUGUAGGCUGUACCUAUCUGUGGCUGUAAACCAGAACAUUUCUUAACACAGUUAUCCUAGCUGGAUAGUUUACAUGCUACGUACUACGGGUGAGCGUUUUGCAUCAUUUCCUGUUCUGUUCUCCGCUGUACUGUGUUGUUCAGUUCAUUAUGCCUAGUUUCUUACGACUUACAACAACGUUGUUACGUUGUUUCUAACACACUGUACAUCCAUUAUUCAUAUCCACUUCAUUAUUUAUUUUCUACGUGCGAGCUUCAAAAAGACUAUUGUGAAAACAACAGAUGUUUGCAAAGGAAAGUUAUUCUAAACCUUUUCCUGGUUUACACCAUCUGACAUAUAACAUUCUUAAAAUAAAAAUAGUUUAAUAGAG
Labrus mixtus (cuckoo wrasse) is the source of this 2247-nucleotide messenger RNA. Its product is annotated as arrestin domain-containing protein 3-like. The transcript is spliced from 6 exons. The record is from RefSeq and is a predicted model, not a curated record. Gene Ontology annotation, biological process: protein transport. Gene Ontology annotation, cellular component: plasma membrane; cytoplasm. Lineage: Eukaryota; Metazoa; Chordata; Actinopteri; Labriformes; Labridae. Bases 138 to 1448 code for a protein of 436 amino acids.